CUAGUGUGACGUCACGAGCAAAAACAAGGAUCACAAGCGAUUGUUUAAAAGCUAGCUAGCUCGGUUAAAUGAUAAAUACAUAUAAUAAUCUGCUUUGGUGAGCAGUCGUUACUUGUUGAACCCCCACGCCCACACUGAAAACGUUCGACACGUUAGGUUGGACAAUGGUUUAUAUCAUUUGUAGUUGUGUACGAUUUGUUGACCGUUUGAUGCCGUUAACGUUAGUUAGCAUACGAAUGCUACCGUUAAGCUAAGGAGUCAUAUUAGCUGUUCAGCAGACAGUUGGAGUUGACAUGAAGGUAAUUCAUGUCAGUAAACAUCAGGUUGGGUUCCGUUGGGUCAACCCUUUAACGUUUAUAAUUUAACGAAUACCUGUUUAUUGUUCAUUGCAUGAAGUAGCCACAACAACAUGUAGUGUAGUUGACUAGACUAGACUGCUCUGCGAUAAUGGCGUACCACCUAAACAACAUGUGGUAGAAUUUUCCAAGAAGAAAACUUUGUCUCACACUUUUAACCUUCUACGCAAACACGCGGAAUUCCGUUGUGUAACAGUUGUCAGACACUGGACACUGGCACAGUUUGUCAUGUCGGCCCUGGACACUCUUAUAGUCACGUUUCAGACCCAGCUCUCGGAUGUGAUGGAGACUGUGGUAAAGACAGCCAUGUAUGAGGUCACCAGGCUAGUGGAGGACGGCUUCUUGGAGGAGGUGAAGCGCAGGAGCCAGGAGGUGGAGUCUCUGAGGAUGCAGCUGCAGUGGACUGAAAAGAAAUUAAGUGGCCAAGAGGGGAAAGAAGGAGGGAAGAGCAGAAGGUGUGUUGACUGUGCUAAGAAGGAUGUAGACCUGUCCACAGACACUGCAGAGGAGAGGUCGAAAGACCAGCAUGACGAUGUGUUGAGUGGAUGUGGUGUGAAACAAGAGGGCAGUUCUGUGGAAAGAUGGACAAAAAGCCACAGACAAGAAGUCAUAUCAGAGCUACCACAGGAGGCAGACUGUCCUACUGCUACUCUCAGCCCUGAGAGGGAACCACAGGUAACAGAAGAAGAGGAUUUGAUGCCUGCUGUGGAUGUGAAGGAAGAAGAGGUUAAUAAGCCGUCUUGUUCAUCCAUGCAUUUGGGAGGCUGGAGCGUUACUCUGGAUGGCGAAGCAGGACUUGAAUCACACAGUGCUACUGAUAUGACCGAGGCACAACCAAAACAGACUCAAGAGAACACUGAGGAAUUAUUGAGGAAUAUCAUCAAGCAAGGCCCACAGAUAUCUGCUUCAUAUGGCUUUUCGGAAGGACAGGAGGAAACACAUAUGGCUACAGAUACAUCUCAUGUCUCAUCUUUGGAAAUGGACGCCAGUUGGGCUGGACUUCUGCAGAAUCACAGACUUGGGACUGAAAAGGAUCACGAUUCAGCAAAAACUAGAGGUUCUCUAAAGCGUGCAGAACAUGAACUGUCUGACUCUGUCACAGCAGAUGUUCACGCUCAGGUUACUCCAGGCAGAGAACCGAUUUCAACCUCAGGAUCCCCCAAGACAAGACUGCAAAACAGCACAGCGUUGGGUGUGACGAUAAAGCAGGAAGUUAUUGUUGAUUCUGACGGAUGUGAGGAAAGUGAGCAUAUGGAAAAGAAAGAAAUGCCAAAGUCUGGGCUGGCAUCUUUCUCAUGCUCGGUGAAACAGCACAGGCUGAGUUCAGAGGCACCCAAACAGAACCACAAUUCCCAGAAAGCCACUGUGCAGGAGGUUAUGAAGCUGCAUUCCAAAGUGGGUACAGGUCUCAGAUUGCAGGCUGCUAUACAGCACCUCCACCGACCGAUGAAAAAAACCUCUCUCACGCUCUCGAACACUACCACGGCAGCACUGUCUAUAGCUCAUUCUCAGGUUUUAAACUUAAAUCCCCUCAACAGAAUCCCCUCCACAUCCAAAGCCGCUCCACCUCCUCCACUCUCUGUCCAGCGAGUUCAUUUGGGCGACAAACAAGCUGCAGCACUUAACCGAACUGGUGCCCCGUGGGUCAGCAUCAGAUCCCAGCAUCCGUGUGCAAACUCUCAUCAUGCCAACCCCGUGCCCCAUUCAGACUCUCACACUGGUCCCAGACACCUCCUGCGCUGUGGCCAGUGCGGAAAGUGCUUUCCCCACCCCAGCAACCUGAAGGCUCACCUGCAGACUCACACAGGUGAGCGGCCUUUCUGUUGCUCCCUCUGUGGCCGCAGCUUCACCAAGCUGAGCAACCUCAAAGCCCACCGGCGCGUCCACACCGGAGAGAGACCGUACUGCUGCUUGGCUUGUGGCAAACGCUUCACCCAGAAAUGUAACCUGAAACGUCACCAGAGGAUCCAUCUGGAUGUAUGAUGACGGACAGCCAGUGACAAAAAGACACAUUUGGUGUGUUUUGUUUCUUUUAGAUUAAGAUGCUACAGUGUUUACUUUGCAGUGCAGUUCACUUGAUGUGAUGCAUUGCAAUAAUGCUUCUUGUGUACUUGUCUCUUGAAGUGAUUGUCCCAAGUUCUUCUGUGCAUUCCAGAAAGGUUCAUCUAGUAACGUCUGGAGGUGUUUUAAUGUUAUUAAAGCCGUGUGUUUUGAAAUAUAUCAUGCGCAGAGAUAGGCCAGUUGUCACUAUUGGUCAAUAAAAGACUAUUCAUUCAGUGAACACUAAUAUUCUUUCAUUAUAUCAAUUGCACCAUGCCUGUGAGAGAAAAGCACUUAGCAACCAUGGAUAUUAAACCCCCUUUUUGUACUUUUUUGGUUGUGUUUUUGUUUCUAUAUCCAACAAUUUUUAUAUGAUUUUAUUCCUAUUGAUGCAUUUAUUAGUAUAAAUAUAUGAGAUUGUUGUUAAUUUCACUUGAUAAUAGCUAUUGGAGGCAUUAAGGAAUAAAAAAAACAUGAAAUGAUCUUUAAAAAAUUCAAA
Xiphias gladius (swordfish) is the source of this 2895-nucleotide messenger RNA. RefSeq names its product zinc finger protein 263. Gene Ontology annotation, biological process: regulation of transcription by RNA polymerase II. Gene Ontology annotation, molecular function: RNA polymerase II cis-regulatory region sequence-specific DNA binding; DNA-binding transcription factor activity, RNA polymerase II-specific. The record is from RefSeq and is a predicted model, not a curated record. Lineage: Eukaryota; Metazoa; Chordata; Actinopteri; Istiophoriformes; Xiphiidae. The transcript is spliced from 4 exons. Bases 585 to 2339 code for a protein of 584 amino acids.